CUGGCGCCAGCGCCGAACAUUCUCGGAUCCUCAGCCAGAAGUGCAGAACCGAGUCAGCAUGGCCGAGCGCCGCGUUCCCUUCUCGCUCCUGCGGACCUCUAGCUGGGACCCUUUCCGCGACUGGUACCCGAUCCACAGCCGCCUCUUCGACCAGGCCUUCGGAAUGCCGCGGCUGCCGGAGGAAUGGUCGCAGUUGUUCAGCCACAGCGGCUGGCCGGGCUACGUGCGCCCGCUGACCGCCGCCGGCGAGGGAUCCCGGGCAGUGGCUGCGCCCGUCUACAGCCACGCGCUCAACAGGCAACUCAGCAGCGGCAUCUCGGAGAUCCAGCACACCGCCGACCGCUGGCGCGUGUCCCUGGACGUCAACCACUUCGCCCCCGAGGAGCUGACGGUCAAGACCAAGGAUGGUGUGGUGGAGAUCACCGGCAAGCACGAAGAGAGACAGGAUGAACACGGCUACAUUUCCCGGUGCUUCACUCGAAAAUACACGCUUCCUCCUGGUGUGGACCCCACCCUGGUGUCCUCCUCCCUGUCCCCUGAAGGCACGCUCACUGUGGAGGCCCCCAUGCCCAAACCAGCCAGCCAAUCAGCAGAGAUCACCAUCCCUGUCACCUUCGAGGCCCGCGCCCAGCUUGGGGGCCCGGAAGCUGGGAAGUCUGAGCAGCCUGGAGCCAAGUGAAGGCCUUAGACCUGCCGUCACUGGCCAUCCCUCCCUGUCAGCCUGUAUGCUCUUUUGAUAUAUGUUCCUGCUUUUCUCAAAUAAAGUUCAAAGCAACUGCCUA
This is a messenger RNA of Phyllostomus hastatus (greater spear-nosed bat), 782 nucleotides long. It is a transcript of the gene HSPB1, whose product is annotated as heat shock protein family B (small) member 1. Gene Ontology annotation, molecular function: protein folding chaperone. The coding region runs from base 59 to 679 and encodes 206 amino acids. Lineage: Eukaryota; Metazoa; Chordata; Mammalia; Chiroptera; Phyllostomidae. Gene Ontology annotation, biological process: response to heat; protein refolding. The transcript has 3 exons. The record is from RefSeq and is a predicted model, not a curated record.